ACCUGCAGUUUAUGCUCCCCACAAGCCUUCCUCCUUCACUUCACUCACUCCCUUGAAACCCUUAAACUUUCUCUGCUUUCUCACGUUCUUUCUUCUUUUUCCCUGCGCAUGGAAAUGGCCGGAAGCAACAGCUUCAUGACCAGUUUACUUGCCCUUCUCGAUCACGACAAGUUCAUGAAAGAUGUCGAGAGCAAGCCAUGCUGUAGGACAGAACAAGUUAAUGUCAAGUGUUACUUGAAUCUCGUCGAGAAAAUCCUCAACCAAGCCAUGGCCACUGUGGAUGAUGUUGCUAAGAACACUCAGCCAAAGGACUCACAAGCGAAUUCAUUUUUCCAGGGUGACCAAUGUCAAAGCAAAAGCUCAACCUCGCUUUCUUUAGAGACAUCUAUUCCUUUGUCAUCCACCAUCAACGAACUAUGCUAUCAGAUUACUUGCAAGGCCCGGACCAACGAUGUGCACCAAACAAUGGCAUCGCUUUUCAACAUGUUGUCAUCCUUUUCAUGGGAUGCCAAAGCUGUGCUGACACUCCUAGCUUUAUCAGUGUACUAUGCCGAGCAUUGGCGUCUCGCUCAAAUUGAAGAGUCAGACGAUCUUUUAAGCAUAACGGCGAUGUUGAGAGGGUCACAUGCAAUUGGUAAGUCCUCCAACACACAGCGGAUCAAGGCUUUUGUGACGCUUAAUAAUCUGAUCAAGGUGACUUUGGAGUUCACCAAGUGCGCUGUUGAGUUUAUGAACUACUCCAAAGAUUUUGGAGAAUUCUCAGCAUCAAUCGACAUAUCAGCCCGUUUUUAUUACAUCAUUGUCAUCGUACUUGGCUGCUCAGUUCAGUUCAGUGGCUUGAUUAGCAUGAGCAAUGAGUUCCUAGGGCAAGAUCUGUGGACCUUCUCGGACCGGGUCACGACAAAAUAUGAAUCCUUCAAGAAAGAAGUGGCAAAUCUCAGAGAAAAGCACUCGGAGCAAAUUUCAUAUGAGAAGAUUAAGAAACUUUCCAAACAUUGUACUGAUAUUGUGGAGCUUAUGGCUGCGCUGUUUUGCACCAAGAACGAUUUUUCAACAGUUUAUCAAUGUUGCAAGAGGAAAGCGGUAAAGGUGGAGAAGUUCAAGGACAAGAUUGUGAUGCUGCUUAUUUCGGACUUGAACUUGUUGGAUGAAGAUCGAGAAACCCUUACCAGCAUCUACAGUGAGUGCACCUUCCAAUGUAGUAACUACAAAAUUAUGUGGGUUCCUAUUGUGGAGGAACAUCACGAGGUGAUGCAGAAGAAGUUCCUGGACAAGAGAUCUGAGAUGCGUUGGUACACAAGCAACUCCAUCGUCAGCAAGCCAACAGCAAAGUUCAUCCGGAAGAAGUGGCAAUUUAGGCAGCAGACUAAGGUUGUCGUGCUGAACCAACAGGGGAAGGUGGUGAACAUAGAUGCAAUGGCGAUGAUACGCCUUUGGGGACAGGAAGCCUUCCCUUUUACGGAGUCAAAAGGCCAGGAACUCUGGAACAGGCAAGGGAUCAACUGGUUCAAGCUCGUGGUGAACAACAUGGUCUUCCCUGAUGUCGAACAAAGCUUUGAAAGGGAAGAGCUCAUAUUCUUGUACGGCUCGGCUGAGGACACCCAGACUGUCCAAAAAAUUGAAAAAUACCUGAGCGAGAUCAACGGCUACUUUGGCCCCUACAAGGCCCUCAACAUCAACACCAAGAGAGAGAAAUUCCUGACCCGCCUCGAGAGCUGCCUGUCCUUGAAGAUGCAGGCCAGUUCGGACGUCUAUGAUUCCCGAGCACAGGAGCUGCUCGAGCUCUACACCAGUUACAAGCAGUGCGGUGGGUUCGCUGUCAUCGCAAGAGGGUCGAGCGUGGUCAUCAACACUCUUCUCAUGGAUUUCGAGACAGUGCUGUCGCAGCACCAGAAGUGGGUGACUCAGGCACAGGCUUUCGAGGCCGGCUUCAAAAGGUACUAUGAGGAGGUCGUCAAAAAGCCGAGCUGCCACCGUUUUUAUAUCCCGAACGUAGUCGGCAACAUACCGGAGUGCAUCAAGUGUGCCAAGUGCUCUCGGUACAUGAAGACCGCCGUUACCUUCGAGUGCUGCCAUGGUGACCAGCCGAUGAGGCCAACUUGCCCGACGCCUUCGUUUGGUGCUCAUGGAUUUCGAGACAGUGCUGUCGCAGUAGCAGAGUCGGUAACAUACCGGAGUGCUGUUGCAGAACCAGCGUCGGCAACAUACUGGAGUGCUGUCGCCGCAGCAGAGUUGGCAACAUACCGCAGUGCAUCAAGUGCGCCAAGUUGAAGACCGCCGUCACCUUCGAUUGCUGCCACAGUCACAUGCCGAUGAGGCCGUUUGGCGUCAGGCAAGAUGGCUUUUCCACUGCCAUAGCAAUGUUCUGGACUUCUGUUUACAGCUCAUCUCCAGCAAUAUUUUUUUUUGUCAACUUGUUGCUUGCUUUCACAUUCUUGAUUUUCUCCACCGCCAUUGACUUCCACAGCUCGCAUUUCUUGCUGCUCCGUCCAUCUAGAGUAGUCUAGAUUGGACUAGAGAUUUCUUUAUCAAAAAUAGAUCACAAUUUCCAACUGAUAAUAUCGAGAGCUUUUACUGUUAUUUCCAUCUCCUACGAU
Molecule: messenger RNA, 2597 nt
Organism: Syzygium oleosum
Lineage: Eukaryota; Viridiplantae; Streptophyta; Magnoliopsida; Myrtales; Myrtaceae
Product: protein SIEVE ELEMENT OCCLUSION B-like
Exons: 7
Coding region: 109-2271 (720 amino acids)
Biological process (GO): phloem development
Source: RefSeq, a predicted model, not a curated record